Pneumocystis murina B123 is the source of this 363-nucleotide messenger RNA. Its product is annotated as 60S ribosomal protein L44. Gene Ontology annotation, molecular function: structural constituent of ribosome. The coding region runs from base 4 to 324 and encodes 106 amino acids. Gene Ontology annotation, biological process: translation. Lineage: Eukaryota; Fungi; Ascomycota; Pneumocystomycetes; Pneumocystales; Pneumocystaceae. The record is from RefSeq and is a predicted model, not a curated record. Gene Ontology annotation, cellular component: cytosolic large ribosomal subunit; ribosome. The transcript has 4 exons.
AAAAUGGUUAAUAUUCCUAAAUUAAGACGCACAUUUUGUGAAGCAAAACAAUGUCGAAAACAUACACAACAUAAAGUAACGCAAUAUAAGAAAGGAAAAGAUUCUCUGUAUGCUCAAGGAAAACGACGUUAUGAUCGGAAACAAAGAGGUUAUGGUGGUCAAACAAAGCAGAUUUUUCGAAAAAAAGCAAAGACGACUAAAAAAGUGGUCUUGAAGCUAGAAUGCACUGUUUGUAAACGCAAAAAACAAAUUCCUUUAAAACGUUGCAAACAUUUUGAGUUGGGCGGGGAUAAAAAGACCAAAGGUGCAGCAUUGAUGUUUUAAAGCCCAAUUAUGGGAAUCUAUCAAGGCUUUUGUUUAAAA